Messenger RNA from Plasmodium yoelii, 3369 nucleotides. RefSeq names its product conserved Plasmodium protein, unknown function. The transcript is spliced from 2 exons. Lineage: Eukaryota; Apicomplexa; Aconoidasida; Haemosporida; Plasmodiidae. The coding region runs from base 1 to 3369 and encodes 1122 amino acids. The record is from RefSeq and is a predicted model, not a curated record.
AUGGAUUUUCAAAGAGUAAUAAUAAAAUGGGUAGAAAAAAAAAAAAGUUUUAAAAUAGGAAAAAAGAUAAGUCAGAGAAAAUUAUAUUUUUUUAAAAAAGCUGCAAAAAAAGAUAUAUUAGAAAACCUUUCAAAUAUUAAUGCUGUCAAAGAUAGUACUAUAUAUGUUGAUUUGUUUCAAAAGAAGAAAAUUGAUAUAAAAUAUGAAAAUAAAUAUAAUAACAUAAAUUAUAAUAGUAAAAAAUAUGAAUUUUUAAAUGCAACCAACAAUAACAAGUAUAUAUAUAACGAUAAUUGUAAGAAUCAUAAUUAUAUUCUUAAAAUUAUAUUUUUAAAUUUAAAAAAUAUUACAUUUUUAUUAGGAAAAAAUGAUUUACAAAUACAUCGUAUAUUAUGUCACAAAUUUAAAGAAGAGUUAAACUCUCUUUAUUAUGAGUCAAUUUCCAAAAAAGAUAAAAAAAUAAAUAAUUCCACACUCAAAUAUAUAACAUUGGAAAAUAUAAUUAAUUUAUUUAACUAUUAUAUAUAUAUAAAAAUAUAUUAUUAUGAUUUUUUAAAUACACUUUUGAGAUAUAUAUUUUAUAAUUUUGAAGACAUAAAAAAUGAAAAUAAUAUAUAUAUAAUACCCUACAAAUUACACAUUAAUUUUUUAAUGUCGUGUGUAAAUUUAAAAAUACAAAUAAAUAAAAUAUUAAAAAAAAAUAAAACCAAAAAAUCAUUUAUUAGUUGUUAUGGAAAUCUUUUUCUUAAUUCUUCCUCAUAUCAUUAUUUACAAAAUUGUGUUAUAACAAAAGAUGGGUCGUCUUCUCUUCAUUCAUUGUCACAUCAGUAUCCCAGAAUUGUGAAAAUAGCUAACUAUCAUAAUGAAAAUAGAAAAACAGGUCAAUGCGAAACUUGCGUAAAAUACCCUUUACAUAAAACAGCUCCAUAUGGGUUUGUAGACUAUUUCAUAAAAAAUAAUAUAAAAAAAAAAAAAUAUGUCCACUUUUUUUUGAUUAAAAAAGCGUAUUAUAAAAAUUUAAAUCACGAAAGAUAUACAAUUAGAAAAUAUAAAAAUUCCAUGAAAAAUUGUGUAGAUCUGAUAAAUAAAUGUAUCUCCAUUUGCUUAAAUGUAAACAUUGAAAAAAAACAAGUUGUAGAUUAUGUUAAAAUUUUGCAAAAGAAAUAUAUGACAUAUGAAACAUGGAAAAAUACAUUAAGCAUUGAUAAAUUCAAUCAACAAAUUUUCGAUUUCUUAAAAAAGGAUAUAUCUUUUUUUAGUAUGGAUGAUUUGAUAUUUAUUAUGAAAUAUUUUAUAAAAAUCGAAAAAAAUAUGCACAAAAAAAAAAAAUUAAAACAGCUAGCCAACUAUUUAUCAAAUAGCUACCUCAUAAAUAAUAUGCACAUAAAAGAAGAGAGAUGGAAUGGAAAAUUAAACAAAAAUUGUCAUAUAAAUAAUUACAAUAUAAAACAAAUAAAAGAUCUUAUAUCAAUAUUAGCAAAAUGUAAAUAUCGUUAUAAUGAAAAUUUAUUAGCAAAUAUAAGUACCUAUAUUUUAGAAAAUAUACACACAAUAAGUUCAAAAGAUUUAAUUCAAUUUGUUAUUAACAUGUACAUAAUAUUAAAGAAUACAGACAGCCAAUUUUUGUACCAAAUUAUGAACAUGUACAAACCACCUAAAAAAUUAAAAAGAGCAAAUAAUGAAAUAAAUAAUAUUUUCUUUAAAAUAAAACGUACAAAUAAUCAAAUAGCAUAUAGAAUGCUAAAUAAGUCGAAAAAUAGCAAAAAUUGUAGAAUAAAAAAUGAACAAAAUGAUGAUAAAUAUUUUAGAGUGUUUGAAAAAAAUGUGAAAAUAAAAAAAUUAUUGUUAUUUAUAAAAAUAUUAACGGAUAAUAAUAUAUAUAUAAACGAAUCUUGGUCAGAAUAUUUUAUUUAUUUAAUAAAAAAAAAAUUUAAUAUUAUAAUAAAUGAAAAUUUAUUGGGUCUUUUAUUUCAUGUAUUAUCACAUAUGCAAUCUAGAUAUAUUUUUUCAGAUUUUUUUUUUUUAAAUAAUAUUAAUAAUAAAUAUAAUAUAUAUAAAAAUAUAAAUUUAAAAACACUUCCUUUAUUUUAUGACUUCCCGUCUCUUCUCCAAAUAACAUUCUUCCUUAGUUUUUACAUGUACAAUAAAUAUAUAUUCAAUGUAACUAAAGUUUUGAUGUUUAACAUUUUAGAUAUUUAUAUCAAAAGCUUCCAAAGAAAAGUGGAUGCACACGAAGGGGAGGACAAAACUAAUGUCAGCAUGGCCGGAAAUGGUAGCACCACCCAAUCGGUUGAACCAAACAAUGUAGAAGCAAACGGUGUAGAAGCAAAAAAUGCAGAAGCAAAAAAUGUGGAAGCAAAAAAUGUAGAAGAAAAUGACGUAGGAGCCCAAAGUAAUUGCGCGAAUAACCUAGAGCAGCUAGCCAUUUCGUGUGAUCAGAAUUUUUUCGACAAAAUGAGAGAACCCAAUUUUUAUGUGCAUGACCUAAAAAUAUAUGAAAAAAAAAAAAAUAAUAAAUAUAUGAAAAAAAAAGAAAAAAAAAAGAAACAAGCACUUAUAAAUAAAAUUAAUAAAAUUGAUGUAAAUCAAAUAUUUACUUUUGAAGAAUUAAAAAAUUAUUUAUUUUUACAAAACCAUUCAAUAUCACAAGAAACAAAAAUAACUGAAACAAUUUCAGAUUCAAACAAUACCCCUCUUAAUAAAGAAAAAGAUAAAUAUGUAAAAAUAAUAAAUGACAAUAAAUCUGAAAAUUAUAUAAGUAAAGAAAAUAUUUCCUUAAUUUAUUAUCACAAACAGAUGCAAUCUGUAUUUAAUGAUAGACUCAAAACUGACCAGAAUAAAAGUUGCAAAAAUGUUAAUUUGUUAAAAUAUAUUUAUGUUGAUAAAAAAGAAAAUGAAAAUAAAUCGGAAUCUUUUAGUAAUCAACUAAAUAAGGAGACAACAGUUUAUUCGCAUUCAUAUAAAAGUCAUGAUAAUGAUAAUAGUGAUCAUUGUGAGAAUAAAAAUAACAACUACUUUGACCAAUUAUUAUUUUCACGAAGUAUAAUUAUAAUAAUAUAUAACUUCAUUUUUUAUUUUACAAACCAUAGUACAAUUUCUAUACAUCCAUCACCUUUAUAUCAAAAAAUAAUGCUAAAAAAAUUUUCAUAUAAUGAAUUAAAAAUGUUAUAUGAAGCUUAUACAUUAUCUUCUUAUUACAUUAAUUUGUCAAUAAAUAUUGAGCAAGUAAUGAAUAAUAAUAAAAAUGCAUCUUCUUCGAAAAUGCAUAAAAAUAUAUUAUCAAGUUUGCGUGAAAUGAAUCUCAAAAGAGAAGUCAUAAGCGAGUUUGUUGUUCACCCCUUUAAAAUUGACAUUUGCAUAAAAAACUGA